This is a messenger RNA of Amoebophrya sp. A25, 4377 nucleotides long. NCBI's taxonomy places the organism in Eukaryota, Dinophyceae, Syndiniales, Amoebophryaceae. The record is from the annotation of a GenBank genome assembly.
GUCUCGACAGAGUUCAACACUAAUACUAAAUUUACAACGCGUACGCGUCCAACAUCGGUUUUCUGUUUCAUAUGUCCAAAAUCGCACCGGGAUUGAACAACACUCGCAAGAAGUGCAUGUGCAGCUUGGUAUAUAGCAUCUCUGCGGUAUAUAGUUUCUUUGCGUUGAUUGGGAGAGUCAUUUUUUUCUGCGCUAUUUGUCUGGUUUCGUUCUAAAGAUAGAGGAAAAGGGAAGGCUACAAUCUAUCAAAUCAUGGACGUCGACGAUCUUUUCGGUGGCCCUUCUGUGCCGCCAAGCAGCAGCGCUUUCACCCACCGAUCCCAGCACCGUCAGGAAGACUGGUUGGCUUCAGCGUCUACGACAUCCUCAUCUACUUUUGGAAAUUAUGGUGGAAAUUCUGGUGCUAGCACCACUGCUUCGUCCGUCUCCAAUAACCGCAACAACUUCGAUGACGACUGGCUCUUUGGCUCUCUUGAUAGGCCAAACGAUAGAAAGAAGGUGACCAGUAAAGAGCAAACGCCAGCAUCGAAUAAGCAUGUUAAUCGAGGAGGAGGCGUCAAUCAGGAAGACGACCUAUUCGGCAGUGAUCCUUUCUCCUUGCGACCUCCUAUAACACCAGACGUCGCUGGUGGAGGUCAUCAGUCUACUUUUCAGCAAAACUUAGAAAGAGACGAUCAGCGAUACGGCGCUCGCACUAGUCUCGAGAACCCCUAUGCUUCGACUUUAUCAAGCUCCGGUAGCAGUGACGGCGAGAUCAUUUUCGAUAAUAACAUCGUCGGCAGACAGAACAACAUCAAAAAUGGGUCAAAGCACAAUGAUGUCGACGACCUCGCAUUGUCGGGGACUACGAGGAACGACGUGUACGCUUACAACUCUACUUCUAGUAGCUCCUGUUCUUCUAGUGCUUCUUCUUCUGCAGACUCUGGGUCAGGCUCGGGAAACAUCAAUGGUAGUGCUCCUCCUGCAGUCGAGUACUACACCAUUUCCAGCAAAGACUCACCAUCAAGGGAUAACACGAGUCUGCUGAAUGACUCGAUGCUGUCGGCGUCGGACAUAUCUGGAGAUUGGACCUCCUCGGUAGUACAGAACUCUGCUUCGCAUCAUUCGAGGAAUUGGAAUGAAGGCACGGGACGAGGAGGACGAGAUCAGGGAGGGACGAAUCAAAAUAGUGCUGCUGGAAAGUCAUCCUCGUCUGCACAAGACGAGCCAUUCUCACCUCCACCUCCUCCAAAAGCUUUUAACUAUCAGGACUUUUUGAACGAAGUGCUGAAGCACCCUAGUGCGGCUCCAGUUGUACAGCAGGUGAAGACGUUUGUUGACCAAGUAAAUGCACUGCCGAUGGACAAAAAGCAGAGCGCUGUGGAGUCGUUCCGAGUCUUUCUGCCGAAAAUGCACGAGCGGAUCCUUGAGGCGGAGACAUUUAAAGGGUAUUUUUUUUUGCUCUUCCAUUUGGUCGACAAGCAGCUUUUCAAUGUCGAAGCUGAUGAUAAUCUUUAGUGUUAACGUAGUUUCGAUAUCGUCGAUGAAGCUAUUCGCCCAAGAUGGCACAAAAAUAAGCACAUUGACUCAAAUCGAAAAAUAUCAGGGCCGACGAAGUCCUGAAGGCCCAAGCACUCGAGGGGCUGGAGAAGUUCGUUACGACGAAGAUCUACAAUGCAGUUUUUCGUUUAGAAGAGGUCGCGGACAGUCGCAGGGAUCGAAAUCUGUCUGCGAAGCUGACCUCGUUGAAGUGGGUCAAGCUGCAUACGCAUUUUGGUACUUUCUUAGACGGCUCUUCAGUGAUAGUGAUCUUAUCUGAACGGCGCUGCGAUGAAAUCCAACGACGCCCUGAGGCGGCGCCCCGUGCUCCUUUUAAAGGGGGACGGUUUUUUGAAAAAUGUGCCUGGCUACGUUUUUGCGGGGUUAUUUCCCGCAAGCCCUGCUGAAGAAUGGCAAACUUCGGCCGUGCAGGAGCUAGCGACGCAGCGAAAGCUGGGCGAGGCCCGGCACUGUGUCGGGCGCACGUGCAUGACACGGCGAUGGCGGACAGCAGGAGUGCCCAGGGUCUGACCUCGCGCGCGCGCAGAGAAAGCGCAGCGACUGCAGAAGCUGCUGCCAGUGCGUGUCUGUGUUGGCUCCUUGGAGAAGAUACGAAAAGGCACCGGGGAAGGCGUCUUGCUUAGUCCGCGGCUGCCUUGCUUGCGUCGUGGGUCUGGGUGCACCGCGCAAGGCCAGGGGCUGCUUGUCUCUCCAGGACGAGGGGCGGCGGGGCAGCGCGCUUGGAUCUGUCUGACGGAGCUGUCUCCCGGGGGCAGCGCUUGAGGGAAUUUCCCGCCAAUGGUAAGCUCCUUUGGCGCUUCUUCUUCUGUUGGUUCAAUUUUCUUUGUCACUUAGAUAGCUCACGCUCGUCAGCCACUCUGUUAGUGUUCCGCCAUUUCUUCGCUUCGUUCGGACUCUUUAAACUUUAUUCAAUAACGGGUUACGCGUACGCCUAGUAGCGAGCGAGCGAUCGAUGUAAAGGAUAUUUUCAUGCGGAAUGGUGCCGGAUUUCUUUUCUUCAAUUUUUUCAUUCGAAUAGAAUAGCUAUUGAUGUGACUUACUCGUCUUUCAGUCCAUCUGUUUCAGUUUCUGUUAUUGGGGACAUAAUGGUUGAAGACGCUGCAGCAGCAGCACACUUUUCGUCUCAUCUCUCCACAAACCAGAUGUUUCCCCAACCGUCGCCGAGCAUCCACAAUUCGACAUGGCCAAGGAUUUCUUCUCUAGGUUAAACGAAUACCGUGCUCCCCGUGAUAAGCUUCUGUGUAUCCAGAACGCCGCCAAGGUGUUGAUCACUUGUCUGGAGCAAGUAUCUGAAUCUGCACAGAAUUCACCAGCAAAAGGCGCGUCCAGUGAAGCAGCUGCAAAGAAAAAUAGUAGUGCAAACGAACUUGAUUCUUCUCCUAGUAGUAGUAGUCCCCUAAAAUCCAAGAAGUCUGCUGGCAUCGACGACUUGCUUCCAGUUUUGAUUUUCGUUUUAAUCCAAAGCAAUCCGCCAAAUCUACACUCCAAUCUCGAAUACAUCGAGAAUUUCCACCUGCAUCUCGUCGAAGAAGGGUUGUACUACUUCACUACUGUGCGAUCUGCGGUAGAGUUUCUGUGGACUAUGGACCAUAAAGCUCUAAGCAACGUCACGGAGGAAGAAUUCCAAUUCAAUUGUGACGAUAUUUUGACGCCUUUGGGCUUGGUGAUUGAAAAUCCGCCUAAUUCUCUAGGGAAUAAAGGUGGGAAAGGACGAGCAGGAGGACCAGGAAGCAAGAAUACUAGUUAUGAAACCAAACGCAAGCCACAAAAAAUUGUUUAUCGAAAUUACUACUACUACUACUACUAGUACUACUUCAUUCUCUUUGUUUCUAGUCGUAGUCCACCCAUCUUCCAUGAAAGCUUUUCACACUUCAUCUCUAAUAUCAAGGCAAAAACCAAAAUGCAACCGACGACGAAAUACAAGGUCAUCAGAGAUCAUCUUCAGCAACGACUCCAACCAGGAGUGGCUCAUCGAGUAAACCAAGUGGUGGCGUAGCAGCUAGAGCCGUCGAAGGGUUCAAGAGCUUUUUUACCGCUGGUAUAGGUUCUUCCAGUGAUCAACAUUCUUCGAAUGCAGAGGACAGGAAUGGGGAACAGAAUAACAGCACAGGAGUUACUAGUACCGGGUCAAAGCAGUCAACUACAACGUCUCGAAACAAUGGCGAAGGAGCUGGAUCACAGAAUUCCAAGAACACAAAUUCCAAUGCUUCUAAUGUAGCAGGUACUGCAACUUCGACAAGGUCUACAUCCUCUCCAAGUGCCACAACCCCAAAAGCAACAUCUUCUACUUCCUCUGGAGAACAAAGUCAAAGUCACGCAGGAGCAUCAAGACCACCACCUCACGAAGACUAUCUAACCAUACCUUUGAAUGAGGAAAGAAAGCUAAUGCUACGCGAGUUUGAGCCACAUUUUUUGGAGUCCAAGAUGGCGACUCUGACGGUCAGUGAAGUGCCACACUUAUUGUCGGACUACAAAGCGCUAAGUCGCUUUUUUCAGAUAUUGCAGAAGCAACAUUUGCAGGAUCAAAAGAAACUUGGGAGGGGAUGAAUCUUACAAGAAUGAAGUGAAUAGGGCAAUGACCGAAGUUCUUCUUGCAAAGUAACUUCUCAUCUAGAAUUUUUCAUCAGUAUAAAAUAACAUAUCAUCUACCCUUUUGCACUCUACAAAAAAUACAAAAUCAAGGGAGGGAUCAACAUCAAGAUCAACAAUCAAUGGUCAGCGUUUCAAUUUCAGAUGCAUAGUUGAUUCCAUAGCAUGGCGAAGACCUGCUCGCUAAGCAUAGCCAUAGUGCAAAAUCUACAAUUGAAAUCAAGCAGCAUAGUUUGAUUGAGAUUCAAC